AGCUUCUGUAACUCAAUUUACAGGAAACCAUUCUAGGUAACGUGAACGUGGUCUUGAUCAUCUCCAGUUCAUCCAACAACAACAUUGAGCACCCGCCCUUACUACUAGUAGUACAUACAUACUACAAUCAUACAUUCAAUUAUCAUCCACAUCCAUCCUUUGUUAUAACAGUAAAAUCUCGUAAUGAUGCCAUUGAUUUAUCCUUCUUUUCCUUCGUGAAUUUGUUCCUCUCCCAUGUUCUAAUCUUUACAGCCUUGUAUUUCAUCAUGGAGAUACCCAACCAGGGAGAUAUGCGAGAUAUAUCCUGGUCUAACAUACCAACCGAAUUCCUAUUGACCGAACUUUCCAAGCGACAUGGAGCUGGCAACUCUAUGCCUAGUGGUGGUAGUGAGAAGCCAGUCUGUGGAUCUGGCGAGAAGGGCGUCUACGAUACAGGAUUGCACGUUUUCGCUUUGUUCCUUAUCCUCACCCUAAGUUGUCUCGCAUGUGGCUUUCCCCUCUUCUCCAGUCAGUCGUUCAAAAGUGGACGCGCCAGUACCAUCAUCUUUCUCAGUCAACACUUCGGAACUGGCGUCUUGAUCGCAACUGCUUUCGUCCAUCUACUACCUACCGCCUUUAUGUCCCUGACCGAUCCCUGCCUUCCGAAUUUAUUCACUCAAGGAUACCCCCCUAUGGCCGGCUUGGUAGCCAUGGUCUCGGUUUUAGUCGUCGUGACAGUGGAAUCAUGGUUAACAACUAGAGGCGCCGGGCAUUCACACUCCCACAAUCACACAUGGGACUCGGAUGAUGAUAAUGAGGAAGCUGAGGAUAAACAUGUCCACGCCAACGGCGGUGGUUUGGCUGCCAAGAGAGCUACCAGCCACAGGCCAGCAGAUAUUGCCCUAGAGGAUCUUGGAGCUAGGCAAGGUCUUAUGGCGGAUGUCUCACCGUUACCCGAAUCCACACCUACUAUUGUAACCUCAUCGCCGAACGGGGACAGGAAGGAAUUUAGAUCUAAUCGCCACAGUAGCGAUGGCGACGAUGACGACGACGAUGAUGAUGAUUUAGAGUUAAACCUCAACGAGCUCGAUCCUACGGAUGGCGAUGAUGCGCAGCCUCUUGCUGGCCCCAAUGGAGCUAAUCGAUCAAGCCGACAUGGUGAGGCUGCAUUGUCGCAGAUGCCUCCCGCACCUGAAGAACAAAAACGUCUAAUGCUUCAAUGCAUGCUGCUCGAAGCUGGCAUCCUAUUUCACAGUGUCUUCAUUGGCAUGGCUGUCUCUGUCGCCACCGGGCCACCCUUCGUGGUCUUCCUAGUUGCUAUUGCAUUCCACCAGACAUUCGAAGGCCUCGCUCUUGGAUCUCGUAUUGCCGCUAUCCGAUUUCCCCGAUCGUCUGCGCGCCCCUGGCUGAUGGUUCUCGCCUAUGGGCUUACUACUCCCAUUGGCCAGGCCAUCGGUCUCGCCGUACAUAGGUUAUACGAUCCUCUUAGCCAGACAGGCCUCCUCAUGGUUGGCUUUAUGAACGCCAUCUCGAGCGGUCUGCUACUCUUUGCAGGUUUGGUUCAGUUAUUAGCGGAAGACUUCCUCACGGAAAAGAGCUACAAGUCUCUCAAAGGAAAGAGGCGACGAAAUGCCGGUCUAGCUGUUUUCGCGGGCGCAACGCUAAUGGCCCUCGUCGGUGCUUUUGCUUGAAUGUUUACUUGCCAAUGAUAUGAAUCUUUUUAAUGGGAGAAUGGGAGUUCCGGGUAUGGAGUCAAAAUUAUUUUAGAAAUGGGCAUUUGAUUGAUUGGGGCUAGGUAAAAGAAGAGAUGAUGACCUAGGUAGCUAAAUACUAAUGCGUACCGAGCUAGGCGCAAUGCCAGAAAAUUGCCUACCUACCUAGGCACGUACGAUAUUCGUGUAAUAUUCGUGUAUUACCCAGGGAAGAUAGCCCCAGGUGAGUAUGUCAAUGAUGUAUAACUUAUCCCUUAUCGCUUAUCACAGAGAACUUCAAUAUUCAGUAGGUCAUGGUUAAUAU
Hypoxylon fragiforme is the source of this 1995-nucleotide messenger RNA. Its product is annotated as Zinc/iron permease. Gene Ontology annotation, biological process: zinc ion transmembrane transport. The transcript has 3 exons. NCBI's taxonomy places the organism in Eukaryota, Fungi, Ascomycota, Sordariomycetes, Xylariales, Hypoxylaceae. The coding region runs from base 267 to 1670 and encodes 467 amino acids. Gene Ontology annotation, cellular component: plasma membrane. The record is from RefSeq and is a predicted model, not a curated record. Gene Ontology annotation, molecular function: zinc ion transmembrane transporter activity.